AUGUACGAUGCGUACAAGCUAUACACAGAAACCAAUGUGGAGGGUUCGCGACGGGUGUCGAGCUUAUUAGGCGAUAAGGAAAUUGGAGCGGCGAGACAGGCGGGGGAGAACACGGUGCGGGCAAACGAGCACGCAGUAUUCGUGACGGCGGGAAAUCUCACCAGUUCUUCCAGCUUCGAUCUGGCGACGUACAACGCGCUCAGCGAUACACCAAACCCGGGCGGUGACGGCGUCCUUUCAGCCACAAUGCCCACCUCGAAUUCCGCUGCCAUCUCCAUUAGCGCUUCUGAUACGAGCGGGGCUAGAAACUUGAGCUACCGCCUAUACUGGAGUGACCUGUCCACCUGGACGGGGGCAGAGUAUGAAUGGGAGGUAACUUCCGGUUGCGUGAUCCCUACGGGUGGCCUCUCCUUGCUGGAGAAUCCGAGCUGCCUGUUCUCGUCCGCGUGCGGGAUGUACCGGGCGUCGGAAGGCAUGUUUGACUGGGUGACCCUGCCAAACGACACCGGCGAGUACAGCUUCGAGGCGCCGGUCUCGCGUGGGGCCCAGUACAUCUUCAACGUGGCCAUGUGGGACUCGAACGACGUCACGUCGGCCUACCGGGCGUCGAACAUGACAUUCACCUUCACCAAUUCUCAACAGUGCGUUGCUGACCAAGGCUGCCAGUCUCAGGUAAAGAUACCCUCUGGACCGACCUUCAACGCAAAUUAG
Molecule: messenger RNA, 711 nt
Organism: Ectocarpus sp. CCAP 1310/34
Lineage: Eukaryota; Phaeophyceae; Ectocarpales; Ectocarpaceae
Source: the annotation of a GenBank genome assembly